Molecule: messenger RNA, 1530 nt
Organism: Coccomyxa subellipsoidea C-169
Lineage: Eukaryota; Viridiplantae; Chlorophyta; Trebouxiophyceae; Coccomyxaceae
Product: snf1b Snf1-related protein kinase SNF1b
Exons: 11
Coding region: 1-1530 (509 amino acids)
Biological process (GO): intracellular signal transduction; protein phosphorylation
Cellular component (GO): cytoplasm
Molecular function (GO): protein serine/threonine kinase activity; ATP binding
Source: RefSeq, a predicted model, not a curated record
AUGUCGUAUGCAACUCAAGAUGGAGUGGCAGAAGGACAGCCGAGUGGGAACCAGACCCCAGCAUUCUUCCUGUCGAAUUACAGAUUGGGCAAAACGCUGGGCAAUGGUUCUUUUGGGAAGGUGAAAAUAGCAGAGCAUGUGCUCACGCAGCACAAGGUGGCCAUCAAAAUUCUGAACAAGAGGAAAAUAAAGCAGCAGGAUAUGGAGGAGAAAGUGCGGCGGGAGAUCAAGAUCUUGCGGCUGUUCAUGCACCCCCACAUCAUCCGUCUCUAUGAGGUCAUCGAGACGGACAAUGACAUCUACGUCGUGAUGGAGUUUGUCAAGGCUGGGGAGCUCUUUGACUACAUAGUGGAGAAGGGGCGGCUGUUGGAGGACGAGGCGAGGCACUUCUUCCAGCAGAUCAUUUCAGGGGUGGAGUACUGCCACCGCAACAUGGUGGUGCACCGCGAUCUGAAGCCCGAGAACCUGCUGCUCGACUCCAAGAUGAACAUCAAGAUCGCCGACUUUGGCCUCUCCAACGUUAUGCGCGACGGCCACUUCCUCAAAACCUCCUGCGGCUCCCCCAACUACGCCGCUCCAGAGGUGAUCUCAGGGAAGCUCUAUUCAGGACCAGAGGUGGAUGUGUGGAGCUGCGGCGUCAUCCUCUAUGCGCUGCUGUGCGGCAGCCUGCCGUUCGAUGACGAGAACAUCCCCAAUCUGUUCAGGAAGAUCAAGGGAGGCAUCUACAACCUGCCCACCCACCUGUCCCACGGCGCGCGCGAUCUCAUACCGCGCAUGCUCGUCGUUGACCCCCUAAAACGCAUCACCAUUCCUGAGAUCAGGCAGCAUCCCUGGUUCACGCUGCACCUGCCGCGCUACCUGGCGGUGAUGCAGGCGGACACCAUCGCCAGCACGGCCAUGAUCGACGAGGAGAUCGUGCACGAGGUGGUCAAGCUGGGCUUCAGGCGCCACGAGGUGGUCGACUCCAUCAGGUCCAGGGCCCAGAACAAGGCGACUGUGGCGUACUACCUUAUGUCGGACAACAGGCGGCGCAUGCCCAGCAGCGCCUACCUGCGCGCCGAGCUCACAGAGGCCCACACGCCGCCCCACGCCUACCCCUCAGCGGGGAUGAUGUCGGGGAAUACGCCGGGGGGCCCGGCGCCGGCGCAGCGGGUGGUGGCAGAGCGGCGGUGGCGUCUGGGCGUGCACUCGCGCGGCCACCCGCACCGCAUCAUCGAGGACCUGCUGCGCGCGCUGGCCGCCCACAGCGUCGCCUACAAGAAGAUGGCGCCCUACAACUACAAGUGCCGCAAAGUCUACCCCGCCCUCGUGCGGCUGGAUGCGCUGGCGCGGGAGAACCACAACGGGGUGCAGAGCGAUCACGGCAGCACCAGCAGCCUGCCCGGCAGCACAGAGCGCAUCCUGAAGUUUGAGCUGCAAAUGUACAAGAUGCGAGACGGCGAGUACUGCAUAGACAUCCAGAGAUUAAUCGGAGAGCUAUUCCUGUUCAUGGAUUUGUGUGGAGGGUUGCUGAGCCGCCUGCAUGUCUAA